UGUUAGCUGGAUGCUCCGUGCUUCCUACCUACCGCAGUGUCGACCCGGAACAAGAAAUAUCGAUAACUGUGAUAUCACAGCGCGUCUAAGGUCAGAUUCUCUCUCUCACAGCCAUCUUGGAUCCCGAGUCCUGACCUAGCAAACAUGCCCGGUGAAGCCACAGAAACUGUCCCAGUGACAGAGCAGGAGAUGCAGCAGCCACAAGUGGAGACGGCCACACCCUCUGCUCCUGCCGCAGCUGCUGCAGCUCCUGCCAAGCCCAAAGAGGGCAAGGCUGGACAUAAGUUGUCCUCCUCCCCACGGUCCACUGCCCCUAAACCUGUCCCUUCUGGUAGAAGAAAACGUUCCUCACUGUCUGCUUCCUCUUCCUCACCUACCUCUCCCAAAUCUUCUUCUGGUCCUCGUGGUACCCCUACUCUUUCUCCUUUGGCUUCCCCUCUGGCUUCCCCACCAGUUGGCUCUCCAGGUUCAAGUCAUGGAGACAUGGCUGCACCCAAAGUGGUCAAGGCCAAACCUGUGAAGCCCAAGAAGACUGAGUCCUUUAAGCCUGUUAGGUCAGAAGUCCCAGCUGCUGCACCAGAAGUUUGUGUCACUGCCCCUCAGCCCCCCAUUUUGUCUGCUCCAGCUGAGUGCAAAGUAGCUGAAGUUGAAGCCAAACCAGUUGAAUCAAAACCUUUAGUGCCUGAGGCUGAGCCAGUUGAGGCCAAACCCAAAGUAGUUGAGGCCAAACCCAAAGUAGUUGAGGCCAAACCCAAAGUAGUUGAGGCCAAACCCAAAGUAGUUGAGGCCAAACCCAAAGUAGUUGAGGCCAAACCCAAAGUAGUUGAGGCCAAACCCAAAGUAGUUGAGGCCAAACAAGUUGAACCUAAGCAGGAAGUUAAACCCAAAAUAGUUGAGGCUCUGCCUGUAGACAUUGAGGCCAAACCAGUUGAGGCCCUGCCUGUAGGAGUUAAACCCAAAGUGGUUGAGGCUCUGCCAGUAGAAGUUAAACCCAAAGUGGUUGAGGCUCUGCCUGUAGAAGUUAAACCUGUAGUGGUUGUGGCUGAACCAGUUGAGGUUAAACCCAAAGUGUCUGAGGCCAAGCCAAUCGAAGUGAAAAAAAAAACAUCGUUUCCUCUCCCUGAUCUGCCAUCCUCUCCCAAAACGGCAACUCCUGUGUCAUUCAAAAUUACCUCUCAACCAGCUGCUCCAGCUCCCAAGUCUUUUGCUGAAGCUGUGGCUUGUAGUCCACCUAAAAUGGCACCGGUGUCUCCCAAGAUUGCCCCUGAGCCUCCAAAAGUUCAACCUGUGCCUGUGGUGGUUGCUCCACCAACUGAGACAAAGCCUGAGGUCAAGCCCUCAGUGGUCGCACCUCUCCUUGAUGAUGAUGAUCUUCCCCCACUUAUCCCCCCUGAGAAGCCAGUUACUAUGCCUGUCUUCCAGCCCCCAACAGUUGAGCAGGCUCCACCUAAGGCCACUCCUGUUGUUGCCACUGUAGCACCCCCAGAGGCUGCCCCUGCACCUGCCCAGAAACAUGUAGCAGCACCUGCCCCAAAGCCUACACCUGCUCCAGAACCUGCUCAAAAGCCUACUCCUACACCUGUAGCUGCCCCAAAGCCUGUGCCCACUCCUACCCCAGCUCCCACUAAAGCCCCAUCAAAACCGGAGCCUGUGAUCAAGAACGACAAGGGGUCUGGUACUGAAUCCGACAGCGACGAGUCUGUGCCUGAGCUGGAAGAACAGGAUUCCGCACAGACACAGACACAGCAGGCACAGCUUGCAGCUGCUGCUGAAAUCGAUGAGGAGCCAGUCAGCAAAGCAAAACAAAGCCGAAGUGAAAAGAAGGCCAGAAAGGCUAUGUCCAAGCUGGGUCUCCGCCAGGUGACUGGAGUUACCAGGGUAACCAUCCGCAAGUCCAAGAACAUCCUGUUCGUCAUCACCAAACCAGACGUGUACAAAAGUCCCGCUUCAGAUACCUACAUUGUGUUUGGUGAGGCUAAGAUCGAGGAUCUGUCCCAGCAAGCCCAGCUGGCGGCUGCAGAGAAGUUCAAGGUGCAGGGAGAGGCCGUCUCAAACAUCCAGGAGAACACGCAGACGCCCACCGUACAGGAGGAGAGCGAAGAGGAAGAGGUUGAUGAGACUGGGGUCGAGGUGAAGGACAUUGAACUCGUGAUGUCACAAGCCAACGUAUCGCGGGCAAAGGCUGUACGGGCCCUGAAGAACAAUAACAAUGACAUCGUCAAUGCCAUCAUGGAACUGACGAUGUAGGAGGACUCCAGUCGGGAUUGAAAUGAGAUGUUGCUGAUUUAAUCUACUAUUAUUUGUACACUUUAUACCCAAGCGAAAUAAAGGUGUGGCUUGACAAAAAGUGAA
This is a messenger RNA of Alosa sapidissima (American shad), 2352 nucleotides long. RefSeq names its product nascent polypeptide associated complex subunit alpha (gene naca). The transcript is spliced from 9 exons. NCBI's taxonomy places the organism in Eukaryota, Metazoa, Chordata, Actinopteri, Clupeiformes, Clupeidae. The coding region runs from base 145 to 2247 and encodes 700 amino acids. The record is from RefSeq and is a predicted model, not a curated record. Gene Ontology annotation, biological process: protein targeting to membrane. Gene Ontology annotation, cellular component: cytoplasm; nascent polypeptide-associated complex.